AUGCCCUCACUUCGCUCCUUCUAUGUGCUUAGAUCAGACCUGGAUGUUGCACUAUUUUCUCGUUUUAGAUUGUUAACUGCGCUAAAUCUUUGGUACGUUCAGGCAUGUAAACUGCCUAGUGCAGUGGCUAAUCUUCGUAAUCUGCAGUACCUUGGCAUACGCUCCACCUACAUUGAAGAACUACCGAAAGAACUGGGGAGACUACGUGAUUUGCAAACUUUAGAUGCCAAAUGGUCCAGUAUCAAGGUAUUACCAAGUAGCAUAACCAAACUGAAGAACCUCCGGCACCUGAUAUUAUUUACACGUGGAACCACAGAUUUUAUGGAACCUGAACCUGGUACAGCAGUUUCUCUUCCAGAUGGUCUUGAAAAUCUCAAAUGCCUGCAGACUCUUAAAUAUGUUCAAGCUGAUCAGAAGGUGGUCAAAUCCUUAGAAAGCUUGGAACAGAUGAGGAGCUUAGAGCUAUCUGGAGUAGACCAGAGAAUUCUUAUCGAUUUGCCCUUAGCACUAUCCAAAAUGAGCUGCCUUCUGCGCUUGGGAAUAAUCAAUUCCGAUGCUAAUGUAACAUGGGACUUGGAGCCAUUUUCUCCAGCACCAGUGAAGCUAAAAACCCUCAACUUAACUGGAAAGUUGGCAAGGGAUAAGUUACCAUCGUGGUUUGGUUCUCUUACCAACCUCAUACAUUUGCAUUUGCAUUCAUCUGAACUUGGAGAAGAUUCAAUUGCGCUACUCUCGUCACUUCCCAGUCUGUUGCACCUUAGUCUCAUCAAUGCAUGCAACGAGAGAAGCUUGACCUUUCCGGCAGGUUGUUUUCCAGUCCUUAGACAACUAAACCUACAGGGAUUGCCUAACCUUACCAGCAUAGAAUUUCAAAAGGACAGCCUUGCAGAUUUACGUCUGCUGACGCUUGGUCUAUGUCUUGAACUCACCGAGAUACCCCGAAGCAUCGAGAACCUCAUACAUCUGGAAAAUGUGGAGUUGUUUCAGAUGCCAAGUAAGUUCAUAGAGAAGAUACCAUAUGGGAAAGGUCACGGGGUAAAUCAUCAAGAUGGUCAGCGUAUUACAGUUGUAAAGAACUUCUGGCAUAAUGCACGAUUGUUGGAGCAAAAAAUUUAUAUCAACCUAUCAAAUGUUCAAGAGUCUUUCAAGACGGAUGCAGUCACAUUACCAGUGGGGUCACUCAACUCGUCAAAGUUUCACAAAUGGCUUUAG
Messenger RNA from Triticum turgidum subsp. durum (durum wheat), 1212 nucleotides. Lineage: Eukaryota; Viridiplantae; Streptophyta; Magnoliopsida; Poales; Poaceae. The record is from the annotation of a GenBank genome assembly.